Molecule: messenger RNA, 1455 nt
Organism: [Candida] anglica
Lineage: Eukaryota; Fungi; Ascomycota; Pichiomycetes; Serinales; Debaryomycetaceae
Source: the annotation of a GenBank genome assembly
AUGAAUAUUACCACCACAGGAGGGUUUCAACCCCCGAACACAAGCUCUAUGAUACCACAGCCACACUCGGGAACUUCGACACCUCCACUUCGUGGAUCUUCACAAGCUACACCAAUGGUUGUUGCACAAGAAGCGGAUCAUGAAUCAACAAAUUCACUUGAAGGACUGGGGUCACUAAAUUACUCACCUAAACAUUCACGAAAAUAUGCCUCAUUAUCCACCAAUAGGAAUAUUAAUAUGAAGAACUUGUCAUUAAAUCUAGUUGGAUCUGGUAGUAAUGGGACAGCAAAUGGAAAUGGGAAUGGAAAUGUAAUUAAUAAUAAUGUAACAGAGUCCCCCGCCAUUGAUGUGCCACAUUUCAUUAAACCCUUGACAAGACGGAAGACCCUUACACUUGCGAUACCGUCUGAGCAACAACGAAACAAUAUAGAGCCACCAUUAAUCACACCAAACGUGACGAAAACACCCAAGAUACCACCACUUAUAUCGAGACAAAAGGCCCAUACGGUGUCGAAUGGAUCACCAAAUAUAACCAACAAUACCAAUAACCCAUUUUUAUCACACACUCAAAUACAUCCUCAACCAAAGUCAAACAUGGGAGAUAGAAAUCCAUUCCGUGAAUUGAAUCAUAAGAGUAAUAAUUUACAAAGUCCAUUUUUGAUGAAUACUGGUAAAAUGCCAGACAUUGAGGGCCAAAUUAUUAAUGAUUUUUCAGGCUUGCAAGUCAAGCUGGACACUGCUACGACAAAUAAUAACGAUACCACUAAUGCAACUAUUAAUAACAACCUUAAUGACACCAACUACAUAAAUAACAAUCAUACUUCCACACAAAGAAGCCAUUACAUCAAUAUACCAGAGGAAUUACAAGAACUGUCUCAAUUAGAGGCAUAUCCAAAUGGCCCCGCCAAUGUUUUGAAUGGCUCACUAUUUUUAUAUUCAGAUCCAGAUCCAUUACAAACACAUCAUCUGCCACAGAUUGAUGUGAAUGAUUAUGAUUUGGUGAUUAAUGUUGCACGAGAAUGUCGGGAUUUAACAGAAGAAUAUGUUAGCACAGAGAAGAAUGGGAAAGAAUACAUUCAUAUAACUUGGUCACAUACGUCGUCAAUUCUGAAAGAAUUACCUAUUUUGGUAGAAAAGAUUGCCAAAUAUGAUGAUAGUGAUUCUACAAAGGCAAACAAGAGGAAAAUCUUAAUCCAUUGUCAAUGUGGGGUAUCCAGAUCCGCGUGUGUAGUGGUUGGAUACUACAUGUACAAGUUUGGCGUCGGAGUGAAUGAAGCCUACGAAGUAUUAAAGACCGGGACUGUGACAUCAAACGAAUCAUUCAAUUCUUCUUUAAGAGAAAGAGGCUAUUAUAUAGAGGCAUGCGAUAGGAUAUGUCCCAACAUGAGCCUUAUUUUCGAAUUGAUGGAAUUUGGAGACUUACUUAAAAAGUCUUCUCCAUCCUCGCUUAUUUAA